AUGUCGACAAUUCUUGUCACAGUCGGUUCAACUCUCUUCCCCUCUCUUACCGACGCGAUCUUGUCACCUUCUCUUAUCUCUUCUCUCAAUACAUUGGACGUAAGGAAGUUAGUGAUUCAAUAUGGUCGAGCGGAUCUGCCCCCUGAUUUGAGCAUAGAUGUAGAUGCCAAUGGAAACGGGACCACGGUCAUCGAUGAACUGAGAAUAGAAGUGAUGAGAUUUACGGAUCAAUUUGAAAAGUUAGUUGGGCAGAGUGAUUAUGUCAUUUCUCAUGCUGGCUCAGGAUCAAUCUUGACUACUUUACGUAGAAAUCCACCUAUACCAUUGUUGGUGGUACCCAAUGAAUCAUUGAUGGAUAAUCACCAAGCUGAAUUAGCUGAUGAAAUGGGUAAACUAGGAUAUCUCAUGGUUUCCAGAGUCAAUGAAUUAGAGUUGAAUCUACCAAAAUUCUUAGGAUCCAAUUGGAAAGAAGAGAUUGAACCGUUCCCUCAGAUGGAUAGGGAGAGAUUCAAAGAUUUAGUGGACGAUUUGAUGGGAUUUACAUAA
This is a messenger RNA of Kwoniella shivajii, 546 nucleotides long. RefSeq lists its product as uncharacterized. The transcript is spliced from 3 exons. Lineage: Eukaryota; Fungi; Basidiomycota; Tremellomycetes; Tremellales; Cryptococcaceae. The coding region runs from base 1 to 546 and encodes 181 amino acids. Gene Ontology annotation, biological process: dolichol-linked oligosaccharide biosynthetic process. Gene Ontology annotation, molecular function: hexosyltransferase activity. The record is from RefSeq and is a predicted model, not a curated record.